Sporothrix schenckii 1099-18 is the source of this 3477-nucleotide messenger RNA. RefSeq lists its product as uncharacterized. The transcript has a single exon. The record is from RefSeq and is a predicted model, not a curated record. Gene Ontology annotation, biological process: chromatin remodeling; regulation of DNA-templated transcription. Lineage: Eukaryota; Fungi; Ascomycota; Sordariomycetes; Ophiostomatales; Ophiostomataceae. Gene Ontology annotation, cellular component: nucleus. The coding region runs from base 1 to 3477 and encodes 1158 amino acids. Gene Ontology annotation, molecular function: ATP-dependent H2AZ histone chaperone activity.
AUGGCGACCGAAGACGACGGCGUGGCUGCGACCGCCACAGCGGCUACGACAACGGACAAGGUUGUUGAUACGGACACCACAAACCACCCACCAGCCUCGCCGUCCGAACUCUCCAGCGCUUCCGAUUCGGACGACGACCAUUCCAACAACGCCUCCUCCUCGCCGCCCAAGAAGAUUGAAUGGCUGGCCACGGGACGCGCCAAGCGCGCGACGGCGGGCAACCGCAUGAAGAGCCUGAUUGCGAGUGUAGCCGCGGCGGCCGGCGGUGAUCUGUCGGGGUCGGGGACCGGCGGCGGCCGGGGCACCCCAGAGGACGCCGACGAUUUGGAGCUGCUGUUUGCCGACGACGGCGAGGACGCCGGGUGGUCACUGGAUGAGGACGGAGAAGAUGGCAGCGACGACGGCGACGUUGACGACGGCGACGACGACGACGAUGAUGCUGGGCGCGGUAACAAGACAGCGGCAAAGACAAAAGGCCGCAGACGACGGCGCGACGACGACGAUGCCGAGAACGACGACGAAAACAUGGACACGAGCGACGACGACGACGACGACGACGACGACGGCCAAGGGGGCGGGGAGGGUGCCGAUGACCUGGCGGGGGAGCGCGAGCUGGAACGCAAAGAGCGCGAGAAGCGCAAUGCGGCGCGCAAACGCAAAGCCCAGGCGGCCAUCCCGGCCCGCUUCCGCAAAAAAGUGCGCAUCGACCAGCCCGAGAAGACUGCGGCCGGUGCGGCCGGUGCAGCCGCGGGCCGUGGUGGCCGCGGUGGCCGCAGACGGGCACCCGGCUCCGUGUCGGCGUCGGGCGGCUCAACACCCACGCCGUCCGCUACACCGACCCCCGGUUUCCCGUCGUCCCAGCCGCCGCCGCCGCGCAAAAAGAAGAAGAGCGAGCGCGCCAGUUGGCUGCCGACGGCUGCCGACAUGCCCGUGCGCGCGUCGUCCCGCACCACCACCCGCACCAGCAAGGAACAGCUUUACCAGCAAAUGGCGGAGCGCGAGCGCCGCCGCGAGCGGCAGCUGGCCAUUAUGGCGAAAAAAGCCGCCCGCGACGAGGCCAACAAGAAACCGCCCCUCACACAGGCCGAGCGCCUGGCGGAGGCCGCCAUUGUCGAAGAGGCCAACGCCCGCAGCCUCAACACGUGGGAGGAGGCCGAGAAGCAGCGCGAGGCCGAGCGCGCCGCCAAGCUGGCGGCCAUGUACAACCGGACGCUCGAGGGGCCCGUCGUAACGUUUUGGAGCGGCAUCGUCGAGCUGACGGGCGAGGGCCUGCUGCAGUCGCACGUCGGGCGCAUGGUGGCCAUGGAGGAGAAGGCGCCGCGCAAGAAGCGGCUGACGGCGGCAGAGAAAGCGGCCGCCGAAGAGAAGGAGAAGGAGGCCAAGGCGGGUGGGCCACCAAACGAGCCAAAAGAGCCAAAAGAGGGUGAACCCCCAAACACAGGCGAGGUGAAAAAGGAAGACGGCGUGCCAGCAAAGGAGAUCACAGCAGACACCAACGCGCCAGAGAAACAGCCGCCAGAGGGAACAGACGGUGCACCACCAGCACCAGCACUCGCACCAGCGUCAACGUCAGCGUCAGCGUCAGCCCCAGCGGGAGAUGCACAGGCUGCUCAAACACAGUCCAAUGCCGUCGCCAUACCCAGUGCAGCCCCGGCUGACGGCACUGCGACAUCCAGCACCGAAGCAACAGCAACGACAGCACCACCAACGUACUCCGAGGCUGCUUUCCAGCCCAUUGGUCUUCCUCCGGCGCCGAGCUCAUCCACCACCGGCGUUAUGGCGCAACCCGGUACUGCAGACAAGAGUGACCCGGAUGUGGCGAUGACGGAUGCUCCAGUCACAGAUGUGCCAACGGCGGACACACCAGCUGCCACCGAAAACACCAAAGUCAGCAUGAACGAUGCACCGCCAGCAUCCGCGGAGGUGACAUCCACAGAGGCAGCACCCACGCCGCCGGCUCCGGUCCCACCUCCGACUGUCCCUACAUUAACCGGGGGACAACAAGAAGCACCUACACCAACAGCCGUGCCGUGCAAUUUGCCUGCUGCCCAACCCCCACAGCCUUCCGAUCCCAGUGCAGACGACAAGUCUGUGCCCACGACUGCUCCUGACGAGAUUCCUGCUACUGGAGACACGAUAGCAUCUCCGGCUGGAACGAGCGCACCAACAGCUGAGCCAAAAGCCACGUCACGAGAGACUCAAACGACCCCAACACCCACAGUAACUCUGAUAGGCGAGACGUCGUCAGUAUCAGCUACCGAACAAGACGCGGUUCAGGAUUCGCUGACGGAGGCACCAAAGACUGCACCAGCACAGCCUGUUGUAGAGACUGUGCCAUCGGACAGCAAUGUGCCGUCCACUGCCUUACGAGCACCAACGCCUGUCGAAAACGCGAUGCCGCCGCCGCCGCCACCCAAGUCGGUCACAGGUGCAGUCCCUGCCCAGGACGAUGCGCCAGCAACAGCGACAAUUGCGCCGGUCGAACCGUCAAAACCAGGCGAGGCAGUUCCGCCACCGGUCGGCGGUGCGUCUGGGGCCGCCGCUGCUGCUCCAGCCGAUGCCGCCCCCGCCGAUGCCCGUAUUACGCGCAGCUGCAUCGUCCUCCAAAACUUUGACGAGGACGCCAUCGAGGACAAGCAGGUCCAGAUGCAGAUUCUGUUUGGCCGCCGCAUGGCCAAGAUUGCCAAGCCUGCGCACGCGCCCAUCUGCAGCAUCACCGGUCACCCGGCGCGCUACCGCGACGUCGAAACCGGCCUGCCAUUCUACAACGCCUUCGCCUACAAGCAGAUCCGCAAGCUUGUCAAGGGUGAGCUGCGGUGGAGCCAGCUUGUGGGCGCCUGGGUCGGACCGGGCGGUACCACGGCGACUGCUGCACCGAUUCCGGCCGCUGCGGGCGUGCCAGACGGCUUUGUGGACCCGACACAGCUGAAGAAGAGGGAACCCAAGCCGGCGGAGAGUGCCGAUGGCAACAAGAAAGAUGAGAAGGACGGCGAACGAAAAGACGGACAAAAGACAGAGGGUGGCCAGACAAAUGGAGACGGCACCCAGCAGAUCCAGGCCAAUGGCAAGACAGAGGACAGCAAGCCGGCCGAGACGCCUGCUGCCUCUGCUGCCUCGACUGCUCCUGAAAGCGUCAAAGCCGAUCGGGCGAGCACAGCCACCGUCCCUGCGCCAGCCACAUUUGCGCCGAUGGCUCCUGCCGUCCAAGUUGCUCCCGCUGCCCAGCCGGUACAGAUCCCGCCUGCCGCGGCAGCUCAUGUGACUCCUACGGCUCCUGCCGCUCCUACGGCUCCUGCCGCUCCUGCCGCUCCUGCGACUACGUCGUCCUCCACAGAAGCUUCCAUGCAGAAAGAUGUCACUACUCCUGCCCCAGAGACUGCACCUGAUCCACCGCCCACUGGUGCCGUGACAGCAGCCCCAGUUGCCUCCAUCCCUCCACCUACGGACAGCGAAAGCACAGCGGCUGCGAAUGGUUGA